Molecule: messenger RNA, 2003 nt
Organism: Cebus imitator (Panamanian white-faced capuchin)
Lineage: Eukaryota; Metazoa; Chordata; Mammalia; Primates; Cebidae
Gene: MAK16
Product: MAK16 homolog
Exons: 10
Coding region: 94-987 (297 amino acids)
Biological process (GO): maturation of 5.8S rRNA; maturation of LSU-rRNA
Cellular component (GO): nucleolus; preribosome, large subunit precursor
Source: RefSeq, a predicted model, not a curated record
AGGUGAGGCUCGGCGUUCCGGAAGUGGUUUCCCGGAAGAAGCAUGUCUGCGCCCACGAUCCGGCCGGACGCUGCACGCUGAACCGCGGACACCAUGCAGUCGGAUGAUGUUAUCUGGGAUACACUAGGAAACAAGCAAUUUUGUUCCUUCAAAAUAAGAACCAAGACUCAGAGCUUCUGCAGAAAUGAAUACAGCCUGACUGGACUCUGUAAUCGGUCAUCUUGUCCCCUGGCAAAUAGCCAGUAUGCAACUAUUAAAGAAGAGAAAGGACAGUGCUACUUGUAUAUGAAGGUUAUAGAACGAGCAGCUUUUCCUCGGCGUCUCUGGGAACGGGUCCGGCUUAGUAAAAACUAUGAGAAAGCACUGGAGCAAAUAGAUGAAAAUCUGAUUUACUGGCCCCGUUUCAUUCGACACAAAUGUAAGCAGAGAUUCACCAAGAUCACCCAAUACCUAAUUCGAAUUAGAAAACUUACACUAAAGCGACAGAGGAAACUGGUUCCUUUGAGUAAGAAGGUGGAACGUAGGGAGAAAAGAAGAGAGGAAAAGGCAUUAAUAGCUGCUCAGCUAGACAAUGCCAUUGAGAAGGAAUUACUGGAGAGACUGAAACAAGAUACGUAUGGAGACAUCUACAACUUCCCCAUUCAUGCCUUUGACAAGGCCCUGGAACAACAGGAGGCAGAGAGUGACUCCUCAGAUGCUGAGGAAGAAGAUGAUGAUGAGGAAGAUGUGGGGAAAAAAGAAUUUGUCGAAGAUGAUGAGGUGGAUGAGAGUGACAUAAGUGAUUUUGAGGAUAUGGAUAAACUGGAUGCCAGCAGUGAUGAAGAUCAGGAUGGUAAAUCCUCCAGUGAAGAAGAAGAAAAAAAGGCCCUUAGUGCGAAACACAAAGGCAAAAUGCCCUUGAAAGGACCACUGCAGAGAAAACGAGCCUAUGUGGAAAUAGAAUAUGAGCAGGAGACAGAGCCCGUGGCCAAGGCCAAAACCACGUGAUUUUUCUUUAAACACUUAUACCAGGACUGAACAUACAGAACUACUACUUUUUUUUUUUUUAAUCUUAAACAUAUAAACACCUCCAGUUUUUGCUCUUUUGUGUUGUAUUAAACACAAUAUUUGUGUUUUUAUUAUUUAUGCCACAUCAGUGAGGCAAGAAAUCUGGACUGAGUGGAAAUCUGGAGUGAGUGAAGAAAGCCCUAAGUUGUGAACGAGAGUGUUUUUAUAGCAUAUGUGUUGAAGUAACAGCUUGUGCCCAAGAAAUUUAACAGAUGAGUUCUUGAAUCUGGAAUGAGAGGAUAGAUGUAAAUAUUUCUAAAUUUUAAAUGCUAAAUUCCUUGGUGUCCUUUUUUCUCCCAAACUUUAUUUAGAAAUGGAAGGAAUUCAAUUUUGUCUUGUUCUACUUUCCCUACUCCUGUGGAGGUAAAAGGAAAGAAGAAAAAAGCAGUUUUAACUUACAAAUUUAGUGUAAAAAUACCUUUUUUUCUUAAAUACUCCAUUCAUACAAUUUGGGAUGGAAAGAGAGUCCUUUUGUCUUGGGAAAGUAAUGCAAGUCUUAAGUUCCAUCAUAGGGAGCGCCUUCAGAAAUCUGCUGGACUUUUCUGAUACAGUUCACCACCUUGCUGUCUUCACAGCUUUGGGGAAUUUUGGCCAGGAGACCCUGAAACAUGAAACCAAACAGGCCUUGAUUUUUUUCUUUAAUUACUUGUUUCCCCUUUUGCUUGAUUCUUCUUCCUUGGUAUCCUACUCAAAGGAGGAAAGAAUGGAUCACACUCGGGGACAGGUCACUAAACAGAGUAGGUAUUAAGUUUUUUAAUUUUUAAAUUUAUAUAGCUCUUAUGUAUUGAAGGUAUUGCUUUAAAAACUGUGUUAAUGUGCUUGCAAAUCUGCUGCUGGCUCAUGAAGCAGCAGAAUUCCAGCCAAGGCAAAUUCAGCUGGAUCUAGGGCUUGAAAACUGCCCAAGAUUAAAGAGCUAAGAUGAAAUCAUUUGAAUAAACUGGUAAAAUAACAAUUCA